AUGGCCACCGAGUUGACUGUCCAGAGCGAGCGCGCGUUCCAGAAGCAGCCGCACAUUUUCCAGAACUCCAAGACCAAGCAGAAGAGUGCCAGAGCUGGAAAGGGCGGCCGGAGAUGGUACAAGGACGUUGGUCUGGGCUUCAGGACGCCCAAGAACGCCAUUGAGGGCUCCUACAUCGGUACGUGAUGCCGCCAUCGUGAAGAAGAUCUCCGGGGCAAAACAAGUGUUGGAAGGAAUUGCGCAUACCGGGGCAGCAUUAUGGAAUUGCAGCAGAAGAGGACAAGAAUGCUGAUGGAACAUGACAACAGACAAGAAGUGCCCAUUCACCGGUCUCGUCUCUAUCCGUGGCCGUAUCCUCACCGGCACCGUCGUCUCCACCAAGAUGCACCGUACCCUCAUCAUCCGCCGCGAGUACCUCCACUUCGUCCCAAAGUACUCCCGUUACGAGAAGCGCCACAAGAACCUCGCCGCACACGUCUCUCCAGCUUUCCGUGUUGAGGACGGUGACCAGGUCACUGUAGGCCAGUGCCGGCCGCUCAGCAAGACUGUACGAAUUCCAAAGAGCAUAUGACCCGUGGAGACAUUAAACUGACGAGCAUCUCUAGGUCCGCUUCAACGUCCUCCGUGUCCUCCCAAGAACCGGUAAGGCCGUCAAGACGUUCCAGAAGUUCUAA
Molecule: messenger RNA, 674 nt
Organism: Lecanosticta acicola
Lineage: Eukaryota; Fungi; Ascomycota; Dothideomycetes; Mycosphaerellales; Mycosphaerellaceae
Source: the annotation of a GenBank genome assembly